Scheffersomyces stipitis CBS 6054 is the source of this 2439-nucleotide messenger RNA. RefSeq names its product glucan 1,3-beta-glucosidase (gene XOG1). The record is from RefSeq and is a predicted model, not a curated record. Bases 920 to 2236 code for a protein of 438 amino acids. Gene Ontology annotation, cellular component: extracellular region; cell surface. Gene Ontology annotation, biological process: glucan catabolic process. The transcript has a single exon. NCBI's taxonomy places the organism in Eukaryota, Fungi, Ascomycota, Pichiomycetes, Serinales, Debaryomycetaceae. Gene Ontology annotation, molecular function: glucan exo-1,3-beta-glucosidase activity.
CCACCAUGACUCCGUUAUUGUAAGGACAAGAAGCGACACUGGCACAUCUCUAGCCCCUUCCAGACUUGUACAUGAACAAGCAUAGAGAUACAAUUGGAAAUGAUCCUUUGUCUCUAGUGGCUGGUUGCCAGUUCGCAGCACACGAAAAAUAAAAAGCCAACUUAUCAAGCCUAAAAUUUCUUUGUGUUGAAUAAAUCCAACGCACACUCGCACCUUUUUUUUUUACCGUGUGGAACAUUCUCGGAUUCCUACCCAAGCAACACCGAUUGAAGGAGUGCCGUCGCCGGCUUGAAUUUCACUUGAAAACAGGUGCACACUCGCGUUCUAGAAACAACAACCGAAGAUUGUCAUCUCCUGUUCAUAUAAAUAUAUAAGCACCCCCCGUCCAACGUGGAAGAACCCUUGUUCCACUUUUUCUCACUGUUCGUUUAUAUUCAUAGAUUCAAAUCCGUAUACGGUACACUACUAAGGCCCAGCCCUCUUCUCAUUUCAUCUUCAGCCUUGUCGUGAGAACUCUAUAGUUGCAACCUUCGACAUCGCCAUAGCAUUUCCUUGUUUCAUCCACUUCGUUUCAGCCGUAUUAAUAGCCGCUGAGUAGACAAACCUGGCUCCUCUCUUUUCACUUGCAGCAUACAAUUCCAGCUCCAGGAAUAUCAUAGCUCGUUGACAAGACCGCAAAAUUAUCGUCACCUAGUGUUGGACCGAACUCCCGUACGAUUUCAUCAAUAGCUCCUUGCUGCAUCAAUUGUCGUAGAUUGAUUCACAAUUCUCGGAUUCAAUAAAUUCUCCUAAAAUAACAGGAUUAAUUUAGAAUAUUAUCAGAAUAUUAUUUCCCGAUAAAUUUAUUUUCUGGUGCAUACGUCAUAAGGUGCGAACAUAACCUCCUUGCACAUUAACCUUUUGACACCUGUACAGCAAUAUGGUACAACUUACAUCCAUUGUCUCCUCCAUUUUGGUGUUGUCACAAUCUUUACUUGUGGCAUCCGCCUCCAUCAACAACCCGCUCUUGGAUAACAAUAACAACUUGAAGAAGUUGACGAAGAAGGGUGCCUCCUGGGACUACCAAAAUGAUGUCAUCAGAGGGGUGAAUUUGGGAGGCUGGUUCGUGCUUGAACCCUACAUCACACCAUCUUUGUUUGAACAGUGGGAAAACUGGGGCGACGACUCUCAGGUCCCUGUAGAUGAAUACCACUACACUCAAAAGUUGGGCAAAUUGGUCGCUGGCCAGAGAUUAGAUACGCACUGGAAGACAUGGUACACCGAGCAGGAUUUCUCAGACAUAGCUGCUGCAGGCUUAAACUUUGUCCGUAUCCCAAUCGGCUACUGGGCUUUCCAAUUGUUGGAUAACGAUCCCUAUGUUCAGGGCCAAGUUGAAUACUUGGACCAGGCACUUGGAUGGGCCAACAAGUAUGGCUUGAAGGUGUGGAUUGACUUGCACGGUGCUCCAGGCUCUCAAAAUGGUUUUGACAACUCUGGUUUGAGAGAUACUGUCCAGUACCAACAACCUAACAAUGUCCAGGUUACAUUGAAUGUGUUGGAGCAGAUCUUUGAAAAAUACGGUAACGGCGAGUAUUCCAACUAUGUUAUUGGUAUCGAAUUGUUGAACGAACCUUUGGGCCCUGUCUCGGACAUGAACAACUUGAAGAACUUCUUGACCCAAGGCUACAACAACUUAAGACAAACUGGCUCCGUAACUCCCGUGAUCAUCCAUGAUGCUUUCCAGGCUCCAGGUUACUGGGACAACUUCUUGACCGUUGAAAACGGUGACUACUGGAGCGUCGUUAUUGACCAUCAUCACUAUCAAGUGUUCUCCUACGGCGAAUUAGCCCGUGAUAUCGACCAACACAUCUCUGUUGCAUGUAACUGGGCUUGGGAUUCCAAGAAGGAAUACCACUGGAACGUUGCUGGUGAAUGGUCUGCUGCCUUGACUGACUGUGCCAAGUGGCUUAACGGUGUUGGUCGUGGUGCUCGUUACGCUGGUCAAUACGACAACUCUGCUUACAUUGGUGAUUGUACUCCAUACCUUGACUUGGGAACCUGGACUCAAGAUUACAAAACUAACGUGCGUAAGUACAUUGAAGCCCAAUUGGAUGGUUUUGAACAGACAGGUGGUUGGGUCUUCUGGAACUGGAAGACUGAAAACGCUGUUGAAUGGGAUUUCAAGAGAUUGACAGCUGCUCAACUCUUCCCACUGCCACUCACCGACAGACAAUUCCCUAACCAAUGUGGUUUCUAAAGCAUCUAAAGAAUGAUUUCAAAAACAAAAGUUGAAUUGGGUUCAAGUGUUUGGUCUCAAAUACUGUUACACUAUAGACAACCUUUCUCAAACACACUAGUUGCUUUUCUCAUUUUCGAUCACACAAUCUUCAUUUCAGUUCUGGUUGUUUAUUAAUACAUUAUCUUACUAAUUAAUACACUAUUAUUAAAUUUAUUGUCUAG